CGCUGCGCGGCUCCCAGGCCGUGGGCCUGGCGGCCCCGGGCGGCGCGGUCGCGGCCAACGGGCCCCUGGGCGCGGGCGCGGGCGCGGGCGGCGCCGCCCCCGGAGGCUACUUGGAGACUCCGUUUAAUUUUGGCAUGAACCACAGAAGCCCACCUUACCCCGCCGGGGAUUACUGUCUUCUGUGCAGAAGCGAGCGGAAAGACUCUGCGUUCUUAGAGAGUGGAGUCAAGACCGCCAGCAAGUUGGCGCUUUCCAUGGCGCCCAAGGGCAACAGCGUGCUGCACCUGCCGCUGUGGGUGUGCCCCGACUGCCGGCGCACCGUGGAGAAGGAGGAGAGGCCGGGCCUGGAGCAGCCGCAGCCGCAGCCGCAGAGCCAGGAUUUUCUUCACUCCCCUCUGGGUGGGUCACAGCCAGAGGCUGGCGGCGGGAGACUGGCGCUGGGCAGUCAGACGAUGCCCACAGCAGGACUGGGCACCCCCACAGAUGCGUCGUGUGCCUGUGAGGCCUGCAGCGAACGCAGAGAGGCGUCGGCCGAACCAGAGCGGGAGCCCCAGCAGCUGCAGAAGUGCUGGUCGGAAGUGCGCUACAUGGUCCGCUGCGUCUACCGCCGAGCAGGGACCCCGCUGGCCGAUGACCACGACCAGUCUCUGGUGCCGGACAAGGAGGGGCUAAAGGAGCUCGUGGAUAGACUCUGCGAGCGUGACCCCUACCAGUUGUACCAGCGCUUGGAACAGCAGGCCCGAGAAUACGUGCUAGAGAUGAAGGUCCGUCUCCUCCGGCAGCUGUCAGCCGCCUCCAAGGUGAAGGCACCGUCGGGGCUACAGGGCCCGCCUCAAGCACACCAGUUCAUCUCCCUGCUCCUGGAGGAGUAUAGUGCCCUGUGCCAGGCAGCACGCACCAUUAGCACCUUCCUUGGCACGCUGGAAAAUGAACACUUGAAGAAGUUCCAGGUGACGUGGGAACUGCACAAUAAACAUCUAUUUGAAGAUCUGGUCUUUUCAGAGCCUCUUCUUCAGAGCAACUUGCCAGCACUAGUGUCACAGAUCAGGCUGGGCACCACGACGCAUGACAGCGACAGCGAGGACACCUACAGCAGCCUGCUGCAGCGCUACCAGAGCUCCGAGGAGGAGCUUCGCAGAGUCGCCGCCGAGUGGCUGCAGUGCCAGGAGAGGAUCGAUGCCUACGUGGAUGAGCAGAUGACGAUGAAAAGCAAGCAGCGCGUGCUCACAGAGGACUGGGAGCUUCUCAGGCAGAGGCGCUUCAUCGAGGAGCAGCUAACUAAUAAGAAGGCGGUGACGGGGGAGAACAGCUUCACGGAUGCCAUGCGGAACAUGUUGUCCUCCCGGCUGAACAUGCCCGACUGUCCCAACUGCAGCUACCGGAGAAGGUGUGCUUGCGACGACUGCAGCCUUUCGCACAUCCUCACCUGCGGCAUCAUGGACCCCCCAGGCACUGGCGACAUCCACAUUCACCAGCUCCCGCUUCAGGUGGACUCUGCUCCCGACUGUCUGUCUGAGAUGCGACCCCCGAGUGUGUCCUCGGCGAGCUCAGGGUCGGGCUCGAGCUCUCCCCUCACCAUGCAGCAGCACCCCAGGCUUAUCCUCACAGACACAGGCUCCGCACCUGCUUUAGCAGAGCAGAGAGCUGACAGUCGAGGCCCCACGGGCUGCACGGUGCAGGGUGCUGUUUCCAUCUGGGGGCUCGGACUCCGCUCCCCAGCUCCAGGCACUGAGCUGCCCUUGGUCCCCUCUCAAGGCACAGCUUGUAGUCACGAAGAAGAUGUCGCACCCUUGUCAGCUAAGUUUGCUGACAUUUAUCCAUUGAGUAACUACGAUGAUGCCGAGGUGGUGGCCAACAUGAAUGGAACCCACAGCGAACUGAAUGGCAGCGGGGAGAACCUGGCCUUGAAAGAGGAGUCCCCUCAGGUCAGCAGUACCAGCAGUAGUUCUUCUGAAGCUGGUGAUGAAGAAGUGGAUGGCGAGAGUAGUGGGGAGCCGCCAGGAGCCCCGAAGGAAGACGUCGGUCUAGGAAAUGGGAGCCCCGGGAAGGAGAGCCCAGUGGACAGCCCGCCACCGGCAUACCCGACCCAGCAGGCGGAACAGGCUCCCAACCCUUGUGAGUGUUAUGUCUGUAAACAAGAAGCUUCGGGACUGACCGCCGCGGCCGUUACGGCUGGAGCCCUGCCCCCUGGCCACCAGUUCCUGAGCCCAGAGAAGCCCACACACCCCGCGCUACAUCUGUACCCCCACAUCCACGGACAUGUGCCCUUGCACGCCGUGCCGCACCUACCGCGCCCACUCCUCCACCCCACUCUGUACGCAGCGCCCCCCUUCACGCACAGUAAGGCUUUACCGCCAGCACCUGUUCAGAGUCACACAAAUAAGCAUCAGGUAUUCAAUGCAUCUCUUCAAGACCAUAUUUAUCCGAGCUGUUUUGGGAAUACUCCAGAGUGGAAUAGUUCUAAAUUUAUAAGUCUUUGGGGAUCAGAAGUGAUGAAUGAUAAGAACUGGAGUUCUGGCACUUUCCUGCCAGAUACAAUUUCUGGGACUGACCUCCUGGGGCCAGUGCUCUCCGGGGCCCGAGCAGACGCCCUGCCCCAGCCAGCCGCCAGCGAAGCAGCUCCAGCCGCAGACAGUACAGAGAAGAAAAAUGCGGCAAAAAAGAAGUGUCUGUAUGAUUUCCAAGAUGCUUUUAUGGAAGCCAACAAAGUGGUCAUGGCCACCUCUUCGGCCACCUCCUCUGUGUCCUGCACAGCCACCACAGUGCAGUCCAGCAACAGUCAGUUCAAGGUGUCGUCCAAGAGGCCGCCUGCCGUAGGGGAUGUCUUCCAUGGCCUGAACAAGGAGGACCACAGACUUGCCGUGCCUGUUGCUCCAAGGAGCAGCCCCACCGGCCUGGCCCCGCUGCCCACUCUCGCGCCUGCUGCUCUCGCUCCAGCCUCUCCGUCUCACCUGGCCGGCCUCACAGCACCGUCCUUCCCCAAAGCUGCAACCACAGCUCCAGGCUUUGUGGAACCACGCAAAAGCUUCUGCCCCGCUCCUGUGGCCCCCCCACCUCCCACCACAGACAGCUCCGUGAGUGCGCCGCCCAGUGUCUGCAGCGACCCCGACUGUGAAGGACACCGAUGUGAGAACGGCGUCUAUGACCCGCAGCAGGACGAUGGGGACGAGAGCGCCGACGAGGACAGUUGCUCCGAGCACAGCUCCAGCACGUCCACCUCCACCACCCAGAAGGAGGGCAAGUACUGCGACUGCUGCUACUGCGAGUUCUUCGGGCAUGGCGGGCCUCCAGCAGCACCAACAAGUAGAAAUUACGCAGAAAUGAGGGAGAAACUUCGCCUGCGGCUGACCAAGAGGAAAGAGGAGCAGCCCAAGAAGGUGGAACCUCUGUCGGAGCGGGAGAGCGUGGUUGAUCACCGCAGGGUGGAGGACCUGCUGCAGUUCAUCAACAGCUCCGACGCCAAGCCCGUGAGCAGCUCUCGUGCCGCUAAGCGGGCCCGGCACAAGCAGAGGAAGCUGGAGGAGAAGGCGCGCCUGGAAGCCGAGGCCAGGGCCCGGGAGCACCUGCUGCAACGGCAGCGGCAGGAGGAGGAGGAGGAGGAGGAGCGGCUACAAGAGGAGCUACAGCGGCUGCAGAAGCUGAGGGCCGCGAAGAAGAAGAAGAAGGAGAGGCCAGGCAAAGACUGUUCCAAGCUGGCUAUUCUGGCUAGGAAUUUCCAGACGGCACCAGGUCCAGUCCUGAACUCUGAUAGCAUCCCGAAUGGCUCCCUGGAGCAGCCCAAAGAACCGGAAACCUCAUCCCACCCCCCUUGCAGACACACGGACCACACAGAGCCCAGGCCCGGGCCCGGGGCUGAGGGGGACACUACAGACCUCAGAGACUCCAAGCUCCUCCUGCCCGAGGGGGUCAACGGGAAGCAGCCCGAGCCGCUGUCCUUUCUCCUGGACAUCAUGCAGCACCACAAAGAGGGGGCUGGCAGGCAGAAACUGAAGCAGAUCAGUAAGACGGGCAGUGAGCUGGGGAGGAAGCCCCCAGAACCCUCUAGAGCCGCUGAGGGCCAGCCCCGGCCCCGGCCCCCCGCUGAGCCCAAGCCCAAAGCUGACCUGAUUUCCCCAGCAGAGCAGAGACGAGAGGAGAGGAAAAUCAGCAGUAACAGCACUAACAGGAAGCAGCUGAACCACGUGAAGGAAGAAAGGGUGGCGGUGCCCCCGGAGCCCGCGAGCCCCAGCGAGCACCCACAGGACAAGCUGGUGCUGGCCGACUCCCCUCAGCCCAAGGGCAAGAACAAGAAAAGCAGAAAGAAGAAAGGAGACCGAGCCAGCAGUUCGCUUGACGACGUCUUCCUGCCGAAGGAUAUCGAUCUCGAAAGUGUGGACAUGGAUGAGACUGAGAGGGAAGUGGAGUAUUUCAAAAGGUUCUGCUUGGAUUCCGCCAGACAGACCCGACAAAGACUGUCUAUCAAUUGGUCCAAUUUUAGCUUGAAAAAAGCCACGUUCGCUGCCCAUUGAGUGAGGACCACAAGAGAGGGACUUGAGGGAGGAGGGCCAGGCCCCAGGCAUGUGCGGGUGAACUCGCGCAGCCCUGGUCGAGGGCCCCGCGCCGUCAGCUCGUGUGCGUGUAGUCUGUGCGUGAGAAUUCUUCAGUGUAGCUCUGUGCUGUCGGCCCGGGGCGGCAGCCUGCUCGUUCUUCCAGCACGCGGCCUCCGAGCCUGGGCACCAUCCACGCGGCCGUCGCUCUGCACUCGCCCUGUCCCGUCAUCUGUCCCCGCCAGGGUGUUGCUGUCACUCAGCUCCUGUGUGCCCCGCAUCCCCCGAGGCGGGCGGACAGGGCAGGUGCGCUUCCGUUCUCCUUCACAAUCUACUGUUCAGAGUGUCCACGUUGCGCUGUUUGUGUCUGACCCCCCCGACUUGUAGCCAGCUUGUGUAAGACCCCUGCAGAAAGAGAAAGUUCAAAAACAGAAACCCCCAGUACUCACCAUUGAGUCUGUCAGAGUGUCCGACUGGAUUAACACGGAGGCCUGCCUGGCUACUUUUUUAACAUAUUGUUAAGUAAUAUUAAAAUCAUGUCUUUCUUUUUGAAAGAUGGAAUACAUUAGUACAGCAGAA
Molecule: messenger RNA, 5105 nt
Organism: Sorex araneus (European shrew)
Lineage: Eukaryota; Metazoa; Chordata; Mammalia; Eulipotyphla; Soricidae
Gene: FAM193A
Product: family with sequence similarity 193 member A
Exons: 22
Coding region: 135-4508 (1457 amino acids)
Source: RefSeq, a predicted model, not a curated record